GACGGCGAAGGGGAGGGAGGAAAGUACAGCUCGCGCGACCAGCCUCCUCUUCCAACGUCACAUUGUGCAAGAGACAAAACCCGGGCGCGCUGGAGCUCACACGCGCACGCACGGCAGACGCCCCGGUCGCCUCCUCUCUGUUCUCUGCGCGGUAGAGAAAGCCGGCCCUGCUUUGCUUUGCUGAGGACGCGGAGCUCAGCCGGCCGCUCCCAGCGCAGCUCAGAGCCAGCCAGGAGGUGAAGCCAGCCGAGGGACCACCUUCAAUCUCCGCUGCUUGGCCAGCCUGAGACGUCCGUCCCGUUCUACCCCAUCCCCCGCCCAGAACUCUGAUCUCUUCCCACCCCACCCCUUGGGGUUUCACGCGGACAGAGCCCCGGGGGAGCCCAGGGCGUGUCGACGGGUUUGGAAUCCACAUUUCAGCACUUCGGACAGCGCCCGGUCUCCCGGACUCCUUGGGCUUUUCAGGAUGGCGAGCCUGCAGCAGGGCGAGAAACAGCUGUUUGAGAAGUUCUGGAAAGGGACCUUCAAAGCGGUGGCCACUCCACGUCCCGAGAGCAUCAUCGUUGCCAGUAUCACAGCCCGAAAGCCACUGCCAAGGACAGAGCCCCAAAGCAGUCUCUUGCUCCCAGCCCAGGAUGGACCUUCAGAGAAGCUGGGCCAACAUCUGGCCACUGAGACCUUUGGUACCAACAGCUGGGGAAGAGAUAAGACCUGCCGGGAGCUGGGUCCUGCCAGAGCACACAGUGCCUCUCAAGACAGGGACCUGACACCACCACCUUCCUCCAGGGGGAAAAAGAAAAAGAAGAAAUCGACCAGGAAGAAGAGAAGGAGGUCCCCAUCCUACAGCCCAUCGCCAGUCAAGAAGAAGAAGAAGAAAAACUCCAAGAAGCAUAAGAGACACAGGUCUUUUUCCAAGAAGAGGAGACACAGCUCCUGUAGCCCUAAAAGCAAAAGACGGGAAGAGAAGAAGCACAAAAAACAAUCUCGAAGCCGAAAGUCUCACCGCCGUAGACACCACCGCUGCCCCUCGAGGUCUCAGAGCUCAGAACUGCGCUCCUCCAGCUGCGAGAGCAGGCACCGAGGUCGGUCUCCUGAGGAAGGGCGGAAAUCCCGCCGAACACACUCACGCCACUGCUCUAAGAACCACUGCAAGGUCAGCCCAGAGGCCCGGUCCAGCCACCUGCCCAGCCAGCCCCUCCAGAGGCUUGGCUUCCUGUCAGCCAGGGGUGUAAUCUCUGGGUCGGGGUCUGCGGCUGACCUCUUUAGCAAAUCAGCCAGCCCGCUCACCGCCUCCCGAGGGCGCUCCCAGGAGUACGACUCAGGCAAUGACACGUCCUCGCCGCCCUCCACGCAAACCAGCUCAGCCAGGUCCCGGGGCCAGGAGAAGGGCAGCCCCGGUGGGGGUCUGAGCAAGAGUCGGGACCUCAACUGUGGCAACACUUCCGAUUCAGGGAACUCCUUCACCACCUCCUCCCCGCAGAACAAGGGGACUGUUUUGGAGAACAUCUCUCCUACCUGCAGAAGCAGUGAGUCAAGAGGAUUUCAGUCUCCAUGUCUACAGUGUGCUGAGGUGAAGAAGUCUGGUUUGGUUCCAUCCACAGCCCGGAGCUCCCCCAUCAAAGAGUGCUCCCGUAGCUCCUCCUACACCAGCACUCGAUCCUCCAGUCCCUCUUCCCGGUCCCCAAAUCACAGAGCCUCCCCCAGGUAUACCCGGAGCCGGUCCACUUCCUCUGAAAAAAGGUCCUACUCUCGCUCUCCCAGCUGUUCCUCCAAGUCUGGCAAGAGGAGCCCGCCCAGCAGAAGCUCUAGGUCGCGUCGUAGUCCCAGCUAUUCCCGCUACAGCCCCACCAGGGACCCCAAGUAUGGUGAGAAGGAAUUGCAGCCCCGAGAGCGUGCACGCAGGAGGCGAAGGUCCUACUCACCCAUGAGGAAACGCCGGAGAGACUCCCCAAGCCACCUGGAGGCUCGAAGGAUAACCAGUGCCCGCAAACGCCCCAUCCCUUACUACCGACCCAGCCCCUCCUCAUCCAGCAGCCUCAGCAGCGCCUCCUCCUGGUACAGCAGCAGCAGCAGCCGCUCGGCCAGCCGCAGUUACUCCCGGAGCCGGAGUCCCAGCCGGAGCCGCAGCAGGAGCCAGACCCGGAGCAGGACGCGGACCAGCCGCAGCAGCUCCAGCUCCCGCAGCCUCAGCGUGGGCUCCCGGAGCCGCAGUCGGAGUCGGAGCCUGAGCUACAGCUCGGCAGAGAGCUAUGCCAGCACGAGGCGCUAAGCAAGGGCCCUCCCUCGAGCCAGCUGCCCACCGGGAAGACCCCUCCGUAUUCUGCCAGUCUCCUUUACUACCUGCCUUUACACGCCCGCUCCCUGGUGACAGAUACCGAGGGCUCCUGACUCCUGUCCUCUGUGCUUUCCUGGGAAGGUGGGACGGGAUACAGGGACUUCUAUUCCUUUGCCAAGCUGCUCGGAGCCUCUAACCAGCACCACCCUGAGGGUCAUCUACCAGCACCACCCUGAGGGUCAUCUGGGCGGACGGAGAGGGCCACCUGUGGAAAGCUAUGAUCGAUGACUCAAAAGUUUGGGGCUGGUCAAGCAAGACAUGUGGCGAUAUAUCUCUGUUCCACUCACCCGCUGCUCACAGGAUACCUGCUGGAGGCCAGGGUCAAUCCGUCCCCCCUGCCCUCCUUCAAUCUCAUAGUUGCACAUUUUGGACCCCAGUGUCAGGAAGAGAGGAGAUCAAGGGUGAAGUCCAAGAGCUCAGAGCUUUUUACCUCCGUCCCAACAUGGGCAAAGGCUGGGAGCUCUUGGGUCCCGCUGGGAGAAAGCAGACAUGAGCAGAGGAAGUGGGUGUUAGUGUUGGUGGUAGAUAUCAGGGAAGAUUGGAGAUGGGCUCUCUAGUUAUAGCAGCAAAGGGUCAGGUUAUUCGCCCUCGUAGCAUGUCAGCAUGGUCAGGGAAGGGAUUCCAGCAGGUUCCAGCCCUGUGGAGACCCUUACGCAGGGCCUCGUGACCCCAUGGGGAUAAGGAGACAGUGGAACCGUCAGCAUACUUUGGGCUACAGCCCUACUUCCCAAAUUUGCCUCAUCCCCGGUAGCUGGCACCAACUUGAUUCCACGGGACCAUCUGCUGAGCAUUCCCAGCGCUGUGGCUAGCAGCCAGUCCCCAGCGCCAGCCAGUCUGCCCCUGACCUCCAGUUGGCGCCUGCCAGCCCCCUCCACAUUGUCCAGACUGCCACACCCUUGAUUCUACCCAGGGCAGGCUGGCACCUGCCAUCUCACAUGAAGACCACUCUCUUUGCCUCUCAGGAAUUUUGCCAGGAUGGGACAUUGCGUUUAGCUCAGUGUUGUGGGCAAAGACCCAAAUACAGAGAGCCAGUGACAGAGGGACUUGAGUGGUCCCUGGCUUUGGGCUCCUGCAAGCUUCUGAGUUUGCUGCCAGCUUAGGAAAGUCCAGUGGUUGUUGCUGCCCUCAUUCCACCUUCUUCCUGCCUGCCCAGGGCUGGGCAGCAAGGGUAAGCUGCCCUCUGACACACAAAUGCCAUCAGCUGCUUUGGCUGCAGAAGACAUUGGGAACAGGCAGGCGAAAGAGAGAGAAACAGUCCUUAAAAUAAACCCUCGGGCAUCCCCCUCACCACCUGCCUGGCUUUCCAGAGCCUUGUGGGUGUCAAGUUUGUGGUGACAACAGCUGAGCAGGCCAGGGCGCACCGAGAAAGAGGUUCUUUCCCAGCUUUGGACACUGAAGCGUCAUGGAUGCAAGGACACAACAUUAUUUAUCCCUCUUGCUCCAAGGUAAACAUUUGAGGAGGAAAAAAUCCUCACCUUAAAAGCAAUGACCUCUCCAUGCCAAUCUUUCCCAACCUAUCAGCCUGGGGGUCCCUGUGAGCGCCAGGGAAGUCUGUCAUCUAGUAGGCAAGGAGGAACAUCAGUGGCCACACUGGCCUUCCCACCAUGGCUUCUUGCCCAGACCAAAACUCCGCCCCCUAAGACUCAAGGAUGCCUAUGCUGACACCACAAGAGGCCGGAUGGCAGGUGCCUGGCACAGGAGUAGGUGCCCCAAGAGGGCAUGUACAGCAACUGUAAAUAACCCCCACCCCUGCCCAGGUUGCCAACUCCUCCUCAUUGCCCUCAUGGAGACAAAGGCUUCCAGGAGCCACCAAACCUCCUCAGCAGGACAGCUUGUGAAGGCAUAAGAGCCUCUCCCGAAGACACAGACUAUUUCCAUUCAAACCACUCUAGGGGACCAUCUUGCCUGGGGCUCCUAGCAAACUUUUUAUUUAUUCGAUUUAUUUAUUUUUAUUUAUUUAUUAUUUAUGUGAUGAGCUCUCUUUCUCACCAUUAUCAGUAUUUAAUUAUUUAUUUAUUUAUUCAGAGAGAUUGUGCGUCAUGGUAGGUGAUCAUGUGUGGUCUUCUAAAUUAUUUGUGCUUUUUUUUUUUUUUUUU
Messenger RNA from Onychomys torridus (southern grasshopper mouse), 4431 nucleotides. It is a transcript of the gene Srrm4, whose product is annotated as serine/arginine repetitive matrix 4. The transcript is spliced from 13 exons. Gene Ontology annotation, molecular function: mRNA binding. Gene Ontology annotation, biological process: mRNA processing; neuron maturation; regulation of RNA splicing. The coding region runs from base 467 to 2269 and encodes 600 amino acids. NCBI's taxonomy places the organism in Eukaryota, Metazoa, Chordata, Mammalia, Rodentia, Cricetidae. Gene Ontology annotation, cellular component: nucleus. The record is from RefSeq and is a predicted model, not a curated record.